UACCUAGUUCUGAAACGGCGCCAGCUACAUCGCAUAAUAUGAAAAGCAAACGUAGGUUGCGACUGCAGUGCACUUAUUAGUUUUGCAUUACUUUCGGCUUCUUGUAACCCCUGUGUAAAAAAUCAAAUACAGUGUCUCAUAUACUUAGAUAUAUGAAUAAUUAGUCAACAAUGGCUUCCGAAGAAGGAGUUCCAGUCGACCUUUACAUCUAUGAUCUGACACAUGGUCUGGCCUCCUUCCUAUCACCAGCAAUAUUAGGUCGGCAAAUUGAAGGCGUUUGGCACACGGCAAUAGUGGUGUACGAAAGAGAGUAUUUCUAUGGAGGCUCUGGAAUCACCAGCUGUGCACCGGGUAGCACAAGUCUGGGCGCACCGCAACAGGUGGAGAAGCUCGGGACCACGUUUGUUCCCUUCCAAAUCUUCAACGACUAUAUCCAGGGUUUAGGCACUACCACUUAUGCAGGUUCGGCUUACCACCUAUUGGAUCACAACUGCAACCACUUCAGCGACGAGGUGGCCCAGUUCCUGUGUGGGGCGAGGGUCCCCAAGCACAUUGUGUCGCAGGCUGAGCGGGAUUUACCGCCGCCUCUAAGACUCGCGCUCACGUCGAUGCUGGAGCAAAUGGUGCCCGAUGGAACCCAGGCGGUGUACGCGAACGGAGUUCGUCACAGUCGACAAGAUAGUCCCGAUUACCUCACGCUCAACAAUCAAAUAGAAGAAGCCAGGAUAGCCUCACAAGAACUCGAUGCAAGAAGAAACACAAUUGCAGAGAAGUUGGCGAAGAAGGAGAGGAAGAAAGAAAAGAAACGCAAGAAGCAACGCGACCACGAUGGUACUGGAGAUGCUGAAGAAAAUGAAAUGGCAGAAGCUGUGGAGGCGGUUGAGGCAAGAGAGCCAGUGUCCCUUGCAGGUCCGAGCUCCCGAGACUUGGACGUAGAAGAUGAGGAAAGAAAAGCUGAGGAACAACGCAAGAGAAGCAGAGAUCCUCCAGUUGUUUAUAAAGACAUUGAUGGGGUACAAGAAUUCGAGACGCUCUCAAAAACCCUCGAGGGAGUAGAUCUAUCUGCAGAAGAGAAGCAGAGCCUUGACGAGCUGCAACAAUACUUGGUGCAGGGUGAGGGAAGCUGGGUGCUUGGUGAUGACUUCCUGAGCUUCAUCGGUCGCGUACUCUCCGACCCAGACAUAAAGAGUGAGGCUCGAUGUGCCGCGCUGCGGUGUCUGGCUGCCAGCGCGCUCCGUGAAGAUGUGUCCCUGCUGCUGCACCAGGACAGACGACAACAUGCCAUCCUGGGUUACGCAAACGGCAUUGAUGCGCUGCCUCCAGAAGAACAGCUCGCCCUCGCUCUCUUUAUGUGCAAUCUGUUCGAGAACACAUCGUCUUCAGAGUGGUGUCUGUACAUCAGCGAGUGGGAGUACCGUGGGCAGCCCUUAUCGAACAUUAGGGUUACUACUAAGGUAUGCGUCUCAUGCACGCUGAGUCCUCAGACGGAGCUGCGGGAGUGCGGCACAGCGCUCAUGUACAACAUCGCCUGCAAGGAGCGGCUCGCGUUUGGCGGGCACAUUCGUGGUCAACUCCCCACCUCGGCUAAGUUCAAGGUGUUUGAUGAGGUUUGCGUCGAGCUAGCGAUGGCGGCGCUACAGCUGACGCAGUGGGCACCUGCUGAGGAACACCUGUGGCGCACCCUCACGGCAUUGGCCCGACUGGCGCAGCACUCCUCCGAGGUCCCGCAGCUCAUAGCCAUCGUGGGCCCAGACCCCGCAGCCUACAGGGGUACAAGUGCUCGCGUCGACGAACAAAUUGAUUUAAUAAUGAAAAAGUUGAAGUAACUGUCAUGUAAGUGGUUUUGGUAUGUUCAUACAUUUGUAUCUAUCAACUUUGGUAUAUUUUAUCGCGGUGAUAAUCUCAAAUGUAAACUAAUUUAUUGUAAUAUUGUGGUUUUGGUAUUAAUUUUCGUUUAAAUGUAUUUGUUAAUUCGAUUACUAUAAUGUAGUACCUGAAUUAUUAUUGUUAAUUGAUAGCUGAUGGUGCAUUUACAAGUGAUAUAUUAAAUAUUGGUUGUAUAAUAAAUAGUGUAUUG
Molecule: messenger RNA, 2077 nt
Organism: Leptidea sinapis
Lineage: Eukaryota; Metazoa; Arthropoda; Insecta; Lepidoptera; Pieridae
Exons: 15
Coding region: 171-1826 (551 amino acids)
Biological process (GO): protein modification by small protein removal
Molecular function (GO): peptidase activity
Source: RefSeq, a predicted model, not a curated record